GGGAAUUCAUGGACCGUAACCGCAGCUGACAUGAUCAUGCCGGGCUGGAUCGGCAGACGCGGGCCACACCGUACAACAGAGUAGCCUCCCUACUGACCCAGGCUGCCAGGCUGCCAGUGAGUGGCCAGAACUGGCUGCGGAGGUAACUGGGGUCUUGCUCCGUCACCACCCAAAAUGUGUGCUGCUCAAAAACCCCCAGCACAGUUGCGCCCUCGUGGGUGGUCACUUAACUUAUAAGUAUAUCUGGUCCCAGUCUGCCACCCCCCAGCGCACAAUAGACCCCUUCUGCGCCACCCUCGCAGUUUUCUAAACCCACAACGCGCACGACCAACCAACCCUCAUGGAUUUUGCUUCGAGAACCACUCUGCCCACGAACACUGUUCCCGCCUCCGCCUUUGCAUCGCAACAACACAGAGCUCUUGAUCAUUCCCACACUUAGCACGUAUCCUUCCGUGCCGCUUCGAACAUUGUCCGCGCACAACAGCACGACCUCACCGGCUUUGAGAGCCUUCUCUUUGUCGGCUCUGGCAGAUUCGAAGUGGCCAUUGUAACCGGGAUCCAGGACCAAACACAUUUAACAUGCACGACCUACGGAAGAAGGCCCUCCUCGAGAGCGGCAAGACGCAGUCCCGCAAGGCGCGCUCACGACCCGACUCCAAGUCUGCGACGCCAAUCACCUCGCCUGGCCACUCCCCCGCCGGUUCACGCGCACCUAGCCGCUACGCCUCCGAGGACGAGGGCGACAGCGACUCCGACUUCGACGACAUGAUGACCAUGAGCACCACCUCAGGUGCCUCCGACCACGGCGACGAAGACGGUACUGGGCGCGCCUGGGUCGACCGCGUGAACGCACGAGUUUCACAGAUUGUUUCCGGUGGCCGCUCUGGCGAGCGCAAGAAAAUCAGCAACCAGGAGAGAGAGGACAUGCUGAAGUCGUACCUGCACCUGGCGCGCCAUUACUACGUCCGCUCAGAAAUCCAGGCGCCCAUGAAUGACCUGGUGCUGGGUCUCGUAAGAGCCAUCAAGUCGGGUGUCAGCGCGACCGAGCGCACGCUUGCGCUGAAGGCCCUGUCCGUGACGAUCCUCACCAACCCCACAGACACAGUCCUCGACCAGUACGUCUCAAGUCUCAAGUCCACUGUCGAGGACGACGAGGCCGAGCAAGUCAAGACGGCCGCGCUCCGUGCGCUGGCCGUGACGGCCAUGUAUGGUGACGGGUCGACCGAAGCCGCUGAGGACAUGAUGCUAUACAUGCUCGAUAUCAUCGAGAGCGACGGGCACACCGUUGGCGCAGCUGACGUCGCACCAGUGGUGGUCGCCGCUCUUGAGAGCUGGGGCUUCAUGGCCGCGCAUCUGGAGGAUCUUUCCGAGCAGAGCGAGCAAGCCCUUGAAGCCUUUGUGGAGCAGCUCGACAGCACCGACGCCUACGUGCAGACCGGCGCUGGCAACAACAUUGCGCUGCUCUUUGAGAGCGCAACUGAGCUGGAGGAAUCCUCUGGGGAGAAGAUGAACCUCCGGUACGACCCCAAGAGACUGGCGCAGCAGAUGCGAGAGGCAUCAAGAGGCUCGAAAUCCAUGUCCAAGCGCGAUAGACGGCACCUCAAAUCGGACUUCAAUAGCAUCGCGACUGGGCUCGAACGAGGCAAGGGCCCGGGCUACUCGACCGCUGGAUGGGCGGCAUCUAAUCCGCACACGGGCGGCAACGCCGUCAUCAGUUCACACGGCAGUGACGUCAGCGAGUUUGGGUACCGUCAGACAAUCAGCGUCGGCAAGGACAAGAUGACCAUCGACAGCUGGGCCCUGUCAGCCAAGGUCGAUUUCCUGAGGACCGUUCUUGCUGGAGGCUUCCCUACCCAUCUCGCCAAGAACGAGACGGUGCAGGAGAUGAUUUGAUCACCUCAACGGUUGGCAACGCGGAAGCUGCGUUUUCCUAGCAUGCAUUGGUUUCGGGCGUCGCGCAAAAUUGAUAUCCAAGGAGUCACGGGACAGAUGACAGUGCUGUGCUGAAACGGGUUUAAUGGGUGCAGAGCGAACACUGGCAGUACGAUUCUAGAUUCAGAUUUCCUAUUACUAAUAGUGCACACAGUAGAUACAGGCGCAUCCACAAUCAGAUUCUAUGGCUUUCAACACAUGAUUAAAGUGACUGUGAGAGUAUGUCUUGGUUGUGUACCACAGUGACUGGAAAUUGACCGCCUUUGCCAAUUCCUCUUACUAACCUAACCCCCCCCCAAACAAAAAAGAGACACGCCCUGCACGCCUAAGCAAGCCCAUAUGGCGAAAACGAGAUGUUGAAGGCGAGGGGCACCUCCCAGAUACCAACGGUGCUGCAGGUUUCUCCUUACGACAACUGAGGGCCAGUCCGAGACACUGCGUGCCCAUCAUGCUGAAUUGCCCACAUUGCGGAAGCAUGCUGCAGGUUGCCGGCAUUUUCCGUCGCACGAGGCCCGCUCCUUCUUUCGACUUCCCCGGCAGCCAGAGGGCCGGAGGAUAUUGGGAAGAAGGAGGUGAAGGCGGAGUGGCUGGAGAAGGUGACACGCCGGAUACUAAUACGGUUGUCCUCGAGUACACACUCAGUGGUGUACACCAGAGCGAGGAGAGAUGGGUUAAGGACAGGCGCACAACUGCUCGAAACACUUCAUAUUGCCAGAUUGAUUGCCCGGGCGGGCAGUGCCCAGGUGCCCGAACGGGGCGAUCCGAGAGGCCAAGUGGAUGAAGGGAGAGGCCCUGCAGCAAGCGGGCGCCGCGUGGGAAGUGGGACCGCAUAGAAAAGUCCAUCUCUGCUAGCCUGCUAGCCUGCUAGCCUGCUAGCCCGGUGCCCGGUGAGAUAGAUGUACGGAGUGUCACGAAGGAUAACACGCAGUAACUAGGUGGGUAGAGUACGACCUGCCCUCGGGGUGCGACCAGUCGACCAGUUUGUGCCGUGUACCGGCGGCCGGGUUUCGCCACUGGUGUGCCUUGUAGGCCCGCUUGGCUAGGCAGUCUGUGUCUGUUGGGACGUUGUCUGUACUCGAGACCUGUUCGAUGCUGGCUGGCCUGGUGCGACGGCGGAGCUCGACAAGCCAGUCUGACAGCUUCGGAACGGCUCGGUAGAUGGUGCUAUAAAACUGGGCAGUUCUACAGGCCAUCCGGCCUCGCGACGAGCUUCCGAGGCUCAUCUGCUCGUCUGCUCACUGACCAGGCGGACUCGAGCAGGUCGCCUGUCUCCUCCAAGACUUUUGAUGACGACUUGUCAGGUUGGUGGGAGAUGGGCCGGACUGGCUGGCUGGGGACUCCCAUGUCGGAUUCUGGUUGCAAGGUGUGCUCGAGCCGCGAGGAGGCUUUGCGGUGCGGGCCAGGCAGCGCCAGGGCAGGCUGACAGGCCGACGGCCUGGCACUGCGAGGUAGUGGAGCUUGGGUCCCCCGGGACGAAAGGUGGUCGAGUUGUUUGUUUACAUGGCAAGGUCUUGAAACAGCCCAAGGAGUCAGUACACAGACAGACAGAAUGCAGCGUGCUGCACUGCCCGCCCUGCACGCCAUGCCGCCCCGGCACAAGCUGUAACAAACCGCAGGCCUGAGGUAACAAGAUGACGGUCGGGAUUGGGAUUGGG
Molecule: messenger RNA, 3587 nt
Organism: Diaporthe batatas
Lineage: Eukaryota; Fungi; Ascomycota; Sordariomycetes; Diaporthales; Diaporthaceae
Exons: 1
Coding region: 580-1893 (437 amino acids)
Source: RefSeq, a predicted model, not a curated record